UGCUACGAGGUAUUCUUGAGUUUUAGAGGUCCAGAUACUCGAAAAGGCUUCACCGAUCACCUCUACAAUGGGCUCCUUGAUGCUGGAGUUGAUGCUUUCAGAGACGAUGACGAGCUCUGCCAAGGUGAGAAUAUCGGACCAGAGCUUAUGGCAGCCAUCACGAACAGUAAGAUCCUGAUCCCUAUUCUCUCCGUGACUUAUGGUACAAGCAGUUGGUGUCUUGAUGAACUGGUUCAAAUAAUAGAGCGCAAGAAAAAUAAAGGGCAAAUAGUGUUGCCUAUAUUCUAUAAAGUGAAACCAUCUGACGUGGGACAUCAAAUUGGAAGUUUUGGAGAUGCAUUUCAUAAGCGUGAGACGCGUUUGCUUGAGAGGCAUUUCGACCCAACGAUUUUAGAGAAAUGGAAGCAAGCACUCCUUGAAGUCAGCACCUUGAAAGGAUACAAUGCCAAUGGAUAUGAAGCAAAGUUGGUGAAAGAGAUUGUCCAAAAAGUGUUGAGUGAACUGAAGAAAAAGUUUGAGUUGGUUACUUCCGAGAGUUUGGUCGGAAUUGAUAGUCAUGUGAAGACGGUUAUGGAAUUUGUGGAUAGUAAAUCUCACACCACCCUAUUUGUUGGCAUCCACGGAAUGGGAGGCAUUGGUAAGACUACUCUUGCUAAAACCAUCUACAACAAGCUCUCCAAUCAAUUUGAGCACCGUAGCUUCAUUGCUAAUAUAAGGGAAUCAUGGAAGCAUAAUGGUGUAUGUUACUUACAAAAUCAGUUAAUCUAUAAUAUAUUGAAGCGAAAAAAUGAAGUUCAUAAUGAGGAUGAAGGGACUAAGUUCAUCUCCUCCAAGUUUAAAGGUAAAAAGGUCCUCAUUCUUCUUGAUGAUGUGGAUAAUGUCAUUCAGUUGAAGCAUUUGACUGGUAAUCAUGAUUGGUUUUCUUCUGGAAGUAGGAUCAUUAUUACGACUAGAAACAAGAGUAUUCUUGAAGAAGUUGGGGUGGACUACGCCUAUGACCAUAAGGAAAUGGAUAGAGAUCAAUCUUUGAUUCUGUUCAGCAAGCACGCAUUUCGAAAGGACUCUCCUCUAAAGGAAUUUAAGGACCUCACUCAGGAAGUUGUAUCCAUCACUAGAGGACUUCCCUUAUCCCUUGAGGUUUUAGGUUCAUUGUUGUGUGGAAAAACGCUAGCAUUCUGGAGAGAUACAAUAGACAAGUUAAAAAAAGUGCCUCCUAAGGAAGUGCAAGAAAGGUUAAGGCUAAGUUAUGAAGCAUUAGACUACGAACAGAAACAAAUAUUUUUGGAUAUCGCUUGCUUUUUCAUUGGCACUGACAAGAGAAUCGCAUCCUACAUGUGGGACGCGUGUUGCUUUUUCCCUGAGGAGGGAAUUGAGGUAUUGAAAUUCAUGUCAUUAGUAACAAUUGGAGAUGAUCAUGAGCUCCGAAUGCUUGAACAAUUGAGAGAUCUUGGUAGGGAAAUAGUUCGCGAGGAAAACCGGCGGGAGCCUCAGAACCGGAGCAGGUUAUGGGACUCCGAGGAAGUCCAUAAAGUGUUAAAGGAAAAUAAGGGAACAGAAAAGAUUGAGGCAAUUCUUCUGAGUGAAGGUAGCGCAGAAGGCUCCGGUAAAACAGUCGAGCGAGAUGGCGACAUUUACACAGAAAAACAAUUCAAGAAUUUGACCAAUCUAAGAUUCCUUCACGUGGAGGGGGCACAUCUCAGUGGAGAUUUUAAGGACUCAAUUGAGGGGUUAAAAUGGCUUCGAUGGCAAAAAUGUCCCAUGAAUUUUGAAGUAAACAAUUUUCAUGUAAAGGAACUAGUUGUACUCGAAUUGUCACAGAGCAUGAUAAAUGAGAAAUGGGAAGGAUGGAGUUCCUUCAUGAUGGCAAAGAAGCUCAAAUUUCUCGACCUCACAUCUUGUGAAUCCUUGGAAAAUACACACUUCCUCUCAGCUUUUAUAAAUUUAGAGGUUUUGAUCCUUAGUCAUUGUUAUAGCCUGCGGCAAAUUGACUCUUCAAUUGGAGACAUGAAGGCCCUCCUUUGCUUAAAUUUGUGCUGGUGUAGGAGCCUCAAGGAGCUUCCAACAGAAAUAGGUACAUUAGAAGCACUGGAGCAACUCCUUCUACUAGAAACUCCAACCCUUUCUACAUUACCAGACAGCAUAGGAUCUUUGCAGAAUCUAGAGAUUCUAAAUAUUUCUCGCAGCGGUAUAAAAGAAUUACCCAACGGUAUGGGGAGGCUAAGAAAGCUCCGAGAGUUCGAUGCUUCAUUUUGCAGCAAGCUGAAAGGGGAAAUGCCGAAAAGCAUGUGUAAUCUGUCUUCCCUACAACGCCUUGAUGUUCUUGGCUGCACCGAGCUCCAGUCGCUGCCGGACCACCUUCCUUCCAGCUUAACAUAUUUGGGCAUCACCUGUCAAAGCCACAAAUUGCCUUCACUUUCCCACUUAAUCCAUCUCAAAGAACUACAAGUUCAUGGAUACAAAUUUCUCGAGUGCAUCCAGGAGCUUCCAUCAACACUCUUAAAGAAUUCAGAAUGCUCCCAACUCAAAAACGUUAAAGAAUCAAAAUUACCACAAUCCCUAAACAGUCCCAUCAAGUUGGAAAUCUUGGAAGUCCAUCACUGUGAAUCUAUUGAAACUCUGGAAGUUUCACAGUCUAUCCAUCUAAAGACAUUAUCCGUCGAAUAUUGCAAGAAUCUACUUGAAGUUCGAGGUCUUGACAAAUCGAUAUAUUUAGAAAGCUUGACUAUUGCAUGCUGCAAUUCAAUUGAACGGUUGGACCUUCCAAGGUUCAAGGGUCUGAAGAUUUUGAAUGUUCAUGAUUGUGAUAACUUAGUUGAAAUUCAAGGUCUCGAUAGGUUGGAAUUCUUGGAAAGUCUAACAAUCUCUCGGUGCACUUCAAUUGAAAGGCUACUCCUUCCAAAAUCCGGGAGUAUGAAGAUAUUAGAUGCUGAAUUGUGCAAAAAAUUAGCCAAAAUUCAAGGCCUCAAUAUGUUGAAGUUUUUGGAAUUGCUAAAUAUACAAGGGUGCACUUCGAUUGAAAGGCUAGACAUUCCAAAAUCUGGGAGGCUAAAGGAAUUAGAAGCUCGAGACUGCAAAAACUUAGCCGAAGUUCAAGGCCUCGAUAGGUUGCAGUUUUUGGAAAAGCUAUAUAUUCAAGGGUGCACUUCAAUUGAAAGGCUAUAUAUCCGAGGAUGCACUUCAAUUGAAAGGCGAGAACUUCCAAAAUCCGGGAGAAUAAAGGAAUUAGAAGCUGGAGGCUGCGAAAACUUAGCCGAAAUUCAAGGCCUCGAUAGGUUGGAGUUUUUGGAAAAGCUAUAUAUCCAAGGUUGCACUUCAAUUAAAGGGCUAGACCUUCUAAAAUCCAGGAGGCUAGAGGAAUUAGAAGCCGGAGGCUGUGAAAACUUAACCGAAAUUCAAGGCCUCAAUGGGUUGGAGUUUUUGGGAAAGCUAUAUAUACAAGGGUGCUCAUCAAUUAAAAAGCUAGACCUUCCAAAAUCUAGGAGAUUGAAGGAAUUAGAAGCUGGAGGCUGCGAAAACUUAGCCGAAAUUCAAGGCCUCGAUAGGUUGGAGUUUCUGGAAAAGCUAUAUAUCCAAGGGUGCACUGCAAUUGAAAGGCUAGACUUUCCAAAAUCAGGGAGGCUGAAGGAAUUAGAUGCUGGAGGCUGCGAAAACUUAGCCGAAGUACAAGGCCUCAAUAGGUUGGACUUUUUGGAAAAGGUAUAUAUCGAAGGGUGCUCUUCAAUUGAAAGGCUAGACCUUCCAAAAUGUGGGAGACUGAAGGAAUUAAAAGCUGGAGGUUGCGGGAACUUAGCCGAAAUUCAAGGCCUCGAUAGGUUGGAGGUUUUGGAAAAGCUUUAUAUCCAAGGGUGCACUUCAAUUGAAAGGCUAGAUCUUCCAAAAUCAGAGAGGCUGAAGGAAUUAAAAGCUGGAGGCUGUAAAAACUUAGCUGAAAUUCAAGGCAUUGAUAGGUUGGAGUGUUUGGAAAAGCUAUAUAUCCAAGGAUGCACUUCAAAGGAAAGGCUAGAUCUUUCAAAAUCUGGGAGUUUAAAGGAAUUAGAAGCUGGAGGCUGUGAAAAUUUAGAUGAAAUUCAAGGCCUCGAUAGGUUGGAGGUUUUGGAAAAACUUUAUAUCCAAGGGUGCACUUCAAUUGAAAGACUGGACCUUCCAAAAUCUUUGAGGUUGAAGGAAUUAGAAGCUGGAGGCUGUGGAAACUUAGCUGAAAUUCAAGGCCUCAAUAAGUUAGAGUUUCUGGAAAAGCUAUAUAUCCAAGGAUGCACUUCAAUUGAAAGACUAGACUUUCCAAAAUCCGGGAGGCUGAAGGAAUUAGAUGCUGGAGGCUGCGAAAACUUAGCCAAAAUACAAGGCCUCGAUAGGCUGGAGUUUUUGGAAAAGCUAUAUAUCCAAGGGUGUUCUUCAAUUAAAAGGCUAGACCUUCCAAAAUCCGGGAGACUGAAGGAAUUAGAAGCUGGAGGUUGCGAAAACUUAGCCGAAAUUCAAGGCCUCGAUAGGUUGGAGUUUUUGGAAAAGUUAUAUAUCCAAGGGUGCACUUCAAUUGAAAGGCUAGAACUUUCAAAAUCCGGGAGGCUAAAGGAAUUAGAAGCUGGAGGCUGCAAAAAAUUAGUUGAAAUUCAAGGUCUCGAUAGGUUGAAGUUUUUGGAAAAGCUAUAUAUCCAAGGAUGCACUUCAAUUGAAAGGCUAGACCUUCAAAAAUCCGGGUGUCUGAAGGAAUUACAAGCUGGAGGCUGCAAAAACUUAGCCAAAAUUCAAGGGCUCGAUAGGCUGGAGUUUUUGGAAAAGAUAUGUAUUGAAGGGUGCACUUCAAUUGAAAGGCUAGAUCUUCCAAAAUUCGGGAGGCUAAAGGAAUUAGAAGCCGGAGGUUGCAAAAACUUAGCCGAAAUUUUAAGGCCUCAAUAGGUUGGAGUUUUUGAAAAAGCUAUAUAUCCAAGGGUGAUUUUCAAUUAAAAGGCUAAACCUUUCAAAAUCCGAGAGUUAGAGUUAGAAGUUGGAGGCUACGAAAACUUAGCCGAAAUUCAAGGCCUUGAUAGGUUGGUGUUUUUGGAAAAGCUAUAUAUUCAAUGGUGCACUUCAAUUGAAAGGCUAAACCUUCCAAAAUCGGGGAGUAUGAAGAAAUUGAAAGCUGGAGGUUGUAAAAACUUAGCCGAAAUUCAAGGCCUCGAUAAGGUGAAGUUUUAGGAAAAGCUAUAAAUCGAAGGGUGCACUUCAAUUGAAAUGUUAGACCUUGCAAAAUCUGGGAGUCGAAAGAAAUUAAAUGCUAAUGACCGCGAAAACUUAGCCGAAAUUCAAGGCCUUGAUCGGUUGGAGUUUUUGGAAGAUCUGAGUAUCUUUGGAUGCAAGUCACUCAAAACAAUUCUAGAAAUAUCUCAAAUGCGGAUUUAUCAAGAAAAAGCCAUUUCAUAUAGCGGAACAAUAGAAUUUGGAUCAGACUAUACAGAUGACUUGGAUGAGUAAUAUACUGGAAAUGAUUCACAUUUUCUAACAAAGGUACAUAAAACAGGAAUCCGGGGGAGAUGUUCAUGGAAGUUAAUGCGUGCUUUGGCAAAAUGAUUCUCUUGAUCGUGCCAGUAACGGAAAUAGAUGAAAAGGCCUUCUAAGCGCAUCAUUUGUCAUUAGUCUUUGGGAUUCGGUUAUCAUUCCACUGGUUGAUGUAAAUGUUGAUUUAUCCAAGAGAGCUUUCGCGAGGCACUUCUAAAAGGAAUGGAAAUCAUCAAAGGAUCAAGAGCUCGAUGUUUCUUGAACUUCUCCAAACUCUGACAGUGCAUCCUUGGAAUGGUAAAAGUUUUCUCCGCAUGCUCUCGGACUCGAGUGGACUUUCCUCACUCUCUCGCUCUUCCAUUCUCUGUCUCUGCUCUUCAACAGCGUCCAUUCCCUAACUAGCCUCAAGCUUUCCUCUGGGUUUUUGUGCUCUAUCCUUUACAAGUUCUCUUUCAGCUCGCAUCCUCACGAUGUUCCAGCGCUGGUGCUGCAUUUUCGGCUGCUUGUGGAGCUUUUUUACUAUGGAGACCGACGAAGGACCGUAGCGUAUGCUUCCGUUUCAGCUUCAGUUUGACAAACCGCUGGCUUCUGUGGUUUGGCUCCCGGUGUUAUCUUGCGACAAAAUGGGUGCUGGACUUGAUUGUUACGACUCAGUUUUGUGAAGUCUGCUUGAUAUCCGAUUGGCAGGUGAAGAUGGCGAAGUGGAAUCCAGAGAAGGAUUUGCUGGUGAUGGUCACGGAGGACUUGAAGGUGGUCCUUCAUCGCUUCGAUUGGCAGAGGCUGUUGGACAGUCUCCCUUGACAGUCAUUUCGUCGCAUCAUUUUGAUUUAUCAAGUUCGCUGGUGGGAGUUGAACUUACUUGUUAAUAGGAUAUCUCAAGCUAUGCUGCAUGCUUGUAUGACAAUCUGGUUGAGAGGGAUGGAGUUACGAAUUGGAGAAAGCGCAGAGACUAGGAGUAUAGAGGGAGCUGCAUCCAAGUAAAUGUAUAACAUCACCAUGCUGGGGUCCUGAUGGCAAGGUUGUUUGUCUUGGGACUUGAAGAUGGUACGGCUUCACUGCAUGAUGUAGAAGACGCUUCAGGUAACUCUUUGGCAUUUGAAGAUCACACUACUUGUUUCUUCCCUCCAUCUCCGAGAGUUCCUCACAUGCUUGGACUAGUACCCAGAGACAUUGGUUUAACUGACGAUAGUAAAGAUUCAUUCGUAGAGCUCUCAAAUUCUUCAAAGCAACGUUUCAUUAUCCUUGGCAGUGGAGAUAAAGAUGGGAUUUUGUGCUUCAGUAUAUUUGGUGUCUUUCCAAUCGAAAAUGUUACUCUUGGGUUUCUGCUCUGUUCUGGGGAUAUUGAGAGAGACUAUGCAAUCAUCGGUUGGGAAAGUGUUCUGAGAGUGGGCACGCGCAUAGAUAGUUCUCUCUGGGGUAACCAUCAGCAGAUUUAGAAUUUUAGGUACACGGAACUUUCCUGCACAGGAUUCGGUUAUCAUUCCACCGGUUGAUGUAAAUGCCAAAAUAUCCAAGUGAGCUUUCGCAGGGCACCUCUAAAAGGAGACAAAAUCAUCAGAGGAUCAGGAGCUCGAUGUUUCUUGAACUUCUCCAAAGUCUGACAAUGCAUCCACGGAACGGUUUGGAUCUUCAUGCUAAAGUGGAAGCAAUCCGAUGCUUGCUAGCUGAAGUUUGUGGGGUUGAUAAAGAACUUACAGGUUCUUACUAGGGAAGCUGCUGUCAGAGUUUGCUUGGAACAGUUGUAUCCCCUGCGGUCAAAGGUCUCGAAAUAAAAGUUUUGCGAGGCUGAGAUCUUAUUGCUGUUGAUUUUGCUAUUAGAAUGAUGGAGGUUCGUUGGCUGGGUCCGCCCCUUUGUGGGGUUCAGCUAACAUAACAUAAAAGAAGAAGGAAAAGGCCAAAAAGAAAAAAAAGAGAGAGGGGCUGUUCGUAAAGUGAAGAGUGGAGAGGGGGAGAGAGCGAGCGUUACCCGAGAAGAAUGCAGGAGAAGAAGAAAAGGGGCAGCAACUUUCCGGUCCAUACUCGAAGGCCAAACAUUGUAGGAAUUAGCUCAAUUUUCAGAAUGUUGUUUGUCAGACCAAGACCUAUGAGUUGAUCGGGUUUGUUCAUUGAAAACCUCCAAAUUGUCUCUCAUUUUCUCCAAUCGCGGUUAGGGUUUUUAACUCUAUUUUUAUUAAUUCACCUUCGUGGUGAUGAAAUAAUGUUGUAGUUGAGCCUUCAGUGCGUGACUAUGGAAGAACAAUUGUGUAUCCUACUAUUCUUAAUUAUUAGUGAAAGUAUUUGAACGGU
Molecule: messenger RNA, 7758 nt
Organism: Syzygium oleosum
Lineage: Eukaryota; Viridiplantae; Streptophyta; Magnoliopsida; Myrtales; Myrtaceae
Product: disease resistance protein L6-like
Exons: 13
Coding region: 148-4893 (1581 amino acids)
Biological process (GO): signal transduction; defense response
Molecular function (GO): ADP binding
Source: RefSeq, a predicted model, not a curated record